AUGUAAACUCAUCAGUUACCUUCUUGUGUUAGUCCUCGAAAUUUCACUAAUUACAUCUCCAAUGGAACGGGUUUCAUUAUACAAUAGAUAUUUCUUAGGAAGAGACUACUACGUUGUUUAUUAUAAUGGAGGUUUGGCUAAAAACACUCAAGUUCAUGAGGAAGGAUGCUAUGAUAGAAGGAGAUUUCUGAGUGGGGAAUAACAAAGUAAAGGGUUGCCAUAGCUUUCUCCAAAAUUCUAGCAUUAUCAAGGAGAUGGAACUGGAAGGGAUUUUUACAUUAAGUACUUGUUUCUAAGAAGUCAAGAAUCAAUGAAGGAGGGUAGUUUUCGCGAUUGAAGAAACACAACCAUUUGGCAAAUUUGAGAUCUUAUGAUAAAAUUCCAUAGGAAUUCAGAUCGAAUGAUUUUCUUAGAGCUCCUUAAAUCUCUGUCAAAGAGAAAAUCAAGAUGAGAUAGUUAUCAUAGUAGAUUAACAUUUAUAUUUAAAAAUAGGAAACAGAAAGAGGUCUUAGAGAGACUGUGUUCGCCAAAGAAUAAAGCAAGUUGAGCACUCUACAACAC
Paramecium octaurelia is the source of this 561-nucleotide messenger RNA. The record is from the annotation of a GenBank genome assembly. NCBI's taxonomy places the organism in Eukaryota, Ciliophora, Oligohymenophorea, Peniculida, Parameciidae.